CAUGGAUUCCUCUAAUCCAAAUCAGAGCGAAGUUCUUCCAAUUCUAUCUUCAUUUAGAGAUCCUUUGAAGCCUAUUGAGAAAGCGAAAAGACCAAUUGUGAGAUGCGGUGUCUUUCCAAGAGCRAGUAGUCGAAAUGAUGCAUAUUUGAAGGGCAAAACAGUUUGUCUUUGGUUUCAAGUUGACACAAUUUUAGCAAGCAUAUUGUGGACUCUUCUUAACAAAUCAGACACAUUUAGUUUGAACUUUACGUUAUGGUUAUUUAGCAAUUGGAAAAGGGAGAAGAAAAUUUUAGGUUAUAGUUCAUGUCUAUGUAGCUUUGAACAUCAAGAAAAGUACUUUAGGCUACUGCACAGUGAUGUCAAGUCCAAGAGUCAUCGAUUUCUCAAGUUAAAUAUUAAAUUUGAAUUGUUGUAUGGUGCUUUUAGUAUAGAAUCUGAUAUAAAAUGGUGCAAGAGACUACAACCACUGGUCAUAGAAUGUAUGCUGCUAAGUGACCUCAUGUCCUGGUUAUCAACUCUUGGUGGUGCAUACUCAUCAUUAGGUGAACAGAGUCCGAUAUGUUCAGAAAAGGCAGGACAUAUUUCAAAACAUCAACUAUUUAUUGCUGGAAGACUAAAUAACCCAGUAUUGGUGGCUCAAUGCCAAGUAUUUAUGGCAAUGAGUCUGGUUCAAAGGGGUCACCUGAAAACAGCAAUCAAGAUAAUAAGGAAACAAUAUGCAUUGGCAAGCAACGGCAUGCAUGAUCAAAAGCUUAUUGCAUCUUGCAAAGCAGUCUGGAAUAGAAUUAGAUAUUUAAAACAAUCCAAGGUCCGAUUAAAGAAUUCCAAUACAUCACUGAAUAAAAGGACAUAAAAAAAGAGGUCAUAUACAGUAGCAUUGGAUUUAACAGAUCAAAGAUCUAGUAAAUGUAAAUUGAGGUCCRAAUAAUAUGUUUUAAUAUCAAAAGCAAGACUACUGUAAAAUAGUGGCUGAAGUUUCAGUGGCAGGAAUUUUAGCUUAUAAAUUUAAUUUUCUUAGUUGAUAACAUUAAAAUAGUCUARACUUCACGGUUACCUGCGCCAUAUUUAAAGCUAGCCGUGCCUUUACAUCGAAGUGAGACGACUCUUGAGCGGGCAAUGAUAGAUACCUAAGAAUAAUUGUCUGUAGGUGUGAAAGGUUUCUAUCAUUGCAUGCUCAAUGGUCAUCUUGUUUCGAUGCAAAGGCACGCCUACCUUUCAAGAUCGUGCAGGUAACUAAUGAAGGAUCGAGACUAUCACAACACAGAUGAGGUGGCUGCCUCAUGUCAGUUCCAAGGCUAUUUCUUUUUUUGCAUUCUCAUUCAACUUUAAUAAGUUAUAUUAUUUAAAAAAAAUAAUCAUGUGUGCAAUUGGAAUGUCAAAGUUUAAGUUUGAAGUUUAUGCUGUAGUUUAAUUUUCAUUUUUAAUUAUUAUAAUUAUUUUUUUAUCAAUAAGCUACUGUAUAUUGAAACUCCUUUUCUUGGUUUAUUAUAUAGUUUAUUUGGGUUAUUGUUUUUGCAAAGUACACAAUUUAUUAUUUAUAUAUUAAUAUAAUAAUAUAUCAUUGUAAUAAAAAAAAUUGAUAAUGCAUAUUUUGUACAUUAAGUUUUAAUACUUUCACAUACGAAAAAGACAGUAUGUAUAUAC
Exaiptasia diaphana is the source of this 1644-nucleotide messenger RNA. RefSeq lists its product as uncharacterized. The record is from RefSeq and is a predicted model, not a curated record. NCBI's taxonomy places the organism in Eukaryota, Metazoa, Cnidaria, Anthozoa, Actiniaria, Aiptasiidae. The coding region runs from base 2 to 853 and encodes 283 amino acids. The transcript is spliced from 7 exons.